Molecule: messenger RNA, 341 nt
Organism: Suillus plorans
Lineage: Eukaryota; Fungi; Basidiomycota; Agaricomycetes; Boletales; Suillaceae
Exons: 3
Coding region: 42-260 (72 amino acids)
Source: RefSeq, a predicted model, not a curated record
AAGUAACCAUCCCGACCGGAACUGAGCCGCAUGAAAAGGGCAUGGUGAAAAUGCUGCGCCACUGCUGCGACUGCUGCGCGGCACCUGCCGCGACCACUGCUGCGAUGUUCCUAAACCUACUUGUCCUCCGAACGAGCCAUGGACUCGAGGGUGCUCCGAUUCCUUAUGUGUGUAUCCACGCUCCCAGAGUCACGGUCAGGCGAUAUCACCGAGAUUCGCAGUACUCCCGUCUGAUUCCUCUGCAUACAAUGUUUUUUUAAUGAGCGACUGCGUAGUUGCGGGCAUUUGUCUCAAGCCUGAUGCGGCCAUUGGCACCUUUCUUCACGUUCUCGGUCCUCCAU